CUUCCCAAAGUUGAGGAGGCCGAGCUCCGGGACGCCAGCAGCAGCAGACAGGAGACACAGGAUGAUAUUUUAAUUGUAAGUUUGUUUUCAGCAGGCUGGAAAUAUUGAGCUUUUUCUUUUAAAAACUCACAGAUUUUUACUAUUUUUGUACUUAAGAUGAGGCUGUAAAUCAGACUAUUUGGAAUAUACAUUUAAAUUGCUAUUCCAUCAAAGUAAGACUUUUUUUGUUUUGUUGUUUUGUCUGAUUCAAGUUAAUAGAAAAAUCUAAUUAUCUUGAAUGCUAAAACUAAAAGAAAAUGUUAGUUUAGCCAUCAGACAUGAGGUCUCCCGUCAUGUUGCUGCUGUCUCUGCCUCUGGUUCUGAGUCUGUUCUCCGAGACUUUGUCCUCGGAGUCGUCACCGAUUACCAUCCAGUACCGGGUCUGGGAGGAGCAGCCCGCAGGAACUGAGGUCGGCCGUCUGCUGGACGACCUACGGCAGAGGGAUGAAGGUGGUUCUCUGGAGGACUUCCAGGUGCUGGAACAGGGGAAAGCCCUUCCUUUCUCUGUCAGCACUCGGGACGGGGUGGUCUCCACCCAAGGCCGGCUGGACAGGGAGCAGCUGUGCUGGGGAUCGGACCUGUGCGAGGUGGCCUUCAGCGUCCUGUACAGGAAAAGCGGUGCCGUGAACUGCCUGCGGGUUCGAGUGGAGGUGAUGGAUCUGAACGACCACAGUCCCAGCUUCCCCAGCGCCUCGCAAGAGGUGGAGAUCUCAGAAACCGCCAGCCUCGGAAUGCGGAUCCCUUUGGAGCGGGCGGUUGAUCCAGACGCCGGAACCAACGGCCUCCAGGGGUACACCCUGUCCACAAACCAACACUUUGUUCUAGAAGUGACAAACGCUCCAGCGGGGAUCAAACAGGCCGAGCUUGUGGUCUCCAAAGAACUGGACAGAGAGGUUCAGGACUCUUUUGACCUGAUCAUGGUGGCCUGGGAUAAAGGAAUCCCAGCAAAAUCUGGGACCACCUUAAUCCGUGUCAUCAUCCAGGACUCGAAUGACAACAGUCCAAAGUUUGAGGACAGUAAUCCCACUGUAACGAUAACUGAAGACACCGCUUUGGGGACAACCAUCAUCAAGCUUCAGGCGUCCGACCCAGACCUGGGUCCCAACGGAGAGGUGCAGUACCUCAUGAGUAAACUUACUUUGCCGGCGGUGCAAAAACUUUUCCAUGUGGACUCACAAACUGGAGAUUUGACUGUUCAGGCCCAUUUGGAUUACGAGGUCCAGUCGUCCUAUGAGGUCAUCGUCCAGGCCGUUGAUCACGGUCCCAAUGCGAUCCCCGCUCACUGCAAGGUGCACGUGGAGCUGAUAGAUGUGAAUGACAAUGCACCGAGGAUUCAUAAAGCCUUGACUUCAGAGGGGUCUGAGGCUGCAGCAGUGAUGGAAAGAGCCCCGGUGGGGAUUUUCGUUGCCAUGGUGACAGUUAACGACGCGGACUCAGGAAAAAAUGGAGAAGUUAGCCUGGCUAUGAAGGACGUUUCACUUCCUUUCCGUCUCAUAAACGUGUACAGAAACAUUUAUAAGGUUGUUACUGACGGCAGUCUGGACCGGGAGCAGGUGAUGCACUACAACAUCACGCUCCAGGCUCAGGACCACGGAUCUCCAUCGCUGUCUUCUGUCGAAUACCUUCGUGUUUCUGUCCUGGACGAUAACGACAAUGCCCCGGUGUUCUCAGCCAACAUUUAUAGAGCAACCCUCAAGGAGAACAGUGCUGCACAGAGCAGCAUUCUCCAGGUGAAGGCCCAUGACGAUGACCUGGCUUUCAAUGGUAGAAUUUCAUACUACAUUGGAAGCCAACCCGAAGAGAAAAGACGAACCCACUUCACCAUUCACCAAAGAUCUGGAGUCAUCAGUGUCCAGCAGCCCCUAGACUACGAGGAACGCAACAGCUACUCUUUUAUCGUGGAGGCUGUGGAUCACGGACAUCCACCACUGACAGGAACCGCCACUGUGCAGAUCAACAUUGAGGACAUGAAUGAUAACCACCCCGUCAUCAAGGAGCCAGAACCAAGAAAGGGCGUGGCCUCGGUCAGCGUACCUGUCAAUGCCCACAAAGGGGAGAUUGUGACAGCAGUUGGGAGCGACACAGAGGGCGAAGCCAUUGAUGUGCCGAUAAAUCCCUCCAGUAGAGAAGGAGGAUUUGGGUUUCUUGCCUCAACGAUUCGGGCGGAAGAUCUAGACUCUGGACUCAAUGGAAAGCUCCAGUACUUCAUAACGGAUGGGAACCAACAUGGACUCUUCUGGCUGGACCAAGCCACGGGGCAGCUGUAUGUCAACACCACCAAUGCGACUGAGCUCAUUGGGAGGAGCUUCAGGAUGGGCCUCAGAGUGUCAGACAUGGGCACGCCCACUUUGGACACUACAGUGACUCUGGAGGUGUCUUUCAUCAAUCUGAAGGACCACCUCAGAAACUCCUCCCCAGGAAACAGAGGUCAGCUGAGCUUCACCAUGAUGAUUGCCAUCUGUCUGGGCUCCACAUGCCUGCUGCUUCUGCUAGCCAUCGCUCUGGUGACAACGUUCUGCCGGCCAGACAAACGGGACAACCGGGCAUACAACUGCAGACAGGCGGAGUCCAGCUACACCCGCCAUCCUCGGCGACCUCAGAAGAACAUCAGGAAGUCGGACAUCCAGCUAAUCCCCGUAAUCAGAGGACGGAAGGAGGAAGCAACUGAGGAUGAUAGCGAGGCCCAGCCGCUGACUCCGCCUCCUCUGUCAGAAGAACAGCAACCUGAGGGUCAGUACGACUUCAUACCAUCAGCGGCGAACGGGAACUUCUGUUCCCAGAGCUACCGAGAAGAGGAUGCGUUUCACCAGCACCCCCACCACGGCAAGACUCUCUGGAAACCUGGGAACAUUGAACUAGACGGGGCUUUCCCUCUGACCCCAGCAGCAUCCUACUCCACCCUUCGUAAAAACAGAAACCCUUCAUCAUCAUCAUCUUCUGUCUCACAUUCGAGCACUUUGAAGCGGAACAAACCUGAAGGAAAAGAGAAGGAGCUCUCAGCAUCUCAGGCCACGCUGAGGAGGCCCAAGACGUCAGUAUCUCAGGAUGCAGAACAUCAACAGAUGCUCCGUAACCUGGUCCGCCUCUCCAUGGUGCUCGGAGACUCUCUGGAGCUGUCCUCGGCCUCUCCGGAGGUUCAGCAGAUCUCCCAGCUCCUGUCCCUCCUCCGGCAGGGUCAGCUGCAGCCCAGACCCAACUUCCGUGGAAAUAAGUAUUCCCAUCGCAGCGGCAGAUACGGCGGUCAGGACGGCUCUGACUGGCAGAGCACCAAAGACAGCGGACACGGCGAGAGCGAGGCUGGAGACGUGGACUGGGAACCGGGUCGAGAGUCGCCCAUUGACCUGCAGAUCGAGGAGGGGCUUAACAACCUGCUAAACAACCCCGACGACGUUUUCUCGGACAGCGACCCCUCCUGGAUGGCCCGGCUCUCCGUCCCCCUCACAGCAGAUUACCAUGACAACGUGUUUGUUCCUGAUGAACCUCCAUCCUCUGAAACUGAGAACCCGCCCCGGGGGGCCCUCAGCUCCUCCUCCUCUUUCUCCACCUUUGGAAAGACUCCAGAGAAGGACGGCCCACUGGGCGGAGCUCUUCUGUCCGAGGUCAGCACACUGUUUGAGAUGCUGAUGACCCAGAAGGCCGACGCCCACCCCGGCCCCCGGCCUGACGUGCUGUACCGGCUGUCGGCGGCGUACCGCCGCUCGGUGGGCCUGGAUGCAGCGGCGGCUGCAGGCGACAGGCGGGCAGACGGGGCCACGCGUUCACGACCCCCCCACAAACCACUUCCACACAACUGAGAGACUGAACACAUUUCACCUGACGGGGAGGGGGCGUGUCCAUCACACCUGAGACUCCGACAGCAGCAACUUCAUUCAGCAAUAAUGAAAACAGCGAUUCUGAUGAAGAAACUGGACUCUCCUCCAGUUGUAGAUCAACUGUAGUUUGAGUGGAUUCAUGAUGGGAACGUCUUUGACCCGGAGAACGGACUCAAUGAUCCCAGAGAUGAGAUCCAGCAUCCACUCCGUGAGAAAUGUAAAGAAGUUGUUUGUAUAACUGCACUGUUCAAAGUAGACACUGUACCUACAGAACUCCACCAGACUCUGGCUCCUCCCACUUUGUCUAGUCUAUGUUUGGUGGGCCGGACCAAGACGAGCGACUCGUUUGUUUUAGUUUCCUGUUAAAGUUCAGGUGAUUUUCUGCAGGCGCUGAAGCUACGGUUAGCCUUCAUGAGGGCGGGGCCUCUGUAAGGGUGGAGCCUCCUUGAGGGCGGAGCCUUCACACGUCUGGCAUAUUGUAUUCGUCUGGGACUGAAGAAUACCUUUAUAGAUGUCUUUGUCAAAGUGAAUUUUUCUUUUUUCUUAAAGAACAAUCUUUGUUUGUCCUCAUUUACUCAGGUUAGUCGUUCCGUUUGUGUUAUGAGUUCAUAAGUCAGUACAUUAUACAUAUGAGAGUUAAAGUCUGUUCUUCUGCUGAAGGUUUGUGUUGACUCGUGUCCAGAUUGAGCUGGAGGAACGACAGAUCUGCAGGUUUGUUUGUGAAAGAUUUGGAGAAGUUUGAUUUGGUUCCUUGUGAAGGUGAAAAGUCAUGUUGUGAAGAAAGCUUUAGUCCAUUUGUUGACGUGAUGAUGUUUACUCGAAGGUUUUCAUGGUUUUGGAUGGUUGCCAUGGCAACGGGAUCUGAGAGUCUGAGAUGAUAGUCGGAGCGUGGAGGUUUCCCAUCCUUUACUAGUUUUGUUUGUUCUUACACUCGUGUUCAGGGCGCGAUACAUUUUAGGUGAUUAAAUUAGUUUGGAGUUUAUGCCACCAGGUGUCACUCAGAUACAAGGACCAGAAGCUGGAGAGGCGCUGUAGAAACCAAAGACUCAAUAUCAAAAGUUAAUGCUGUACAAUAAUAAGAUCAUUUCAUAAAAAAGGUUAACCUGAAAAGUAUUCAAGAGUCCAUGUAGACAAAGAUCUCCCAGGAAACCAGAUGUUCUCCUUUUGAAGUCCAUGUUUCUCCAUGUUUCUGUCUUCAGUUUUAAUGUCAGACAUGAAAACUUUUAGAGUAACUUUGACAGAAUGAAAUGUAUCUUCAUACGUUUGAUGGAAUUAACCGGUGCAUCCUUAGUCUGUUUCAGUGUUUUUGAGUUCAGCAACAUUUUAAGGACAAUAUUAAAGCUGCAAAAAUCCGUCUGUGAACCAAAACUCUGAUUCCCAAAGUCCUAAAUCGGCUGAAGAAAUUCUAUUUCUGUUGAUCAGUAAACAUCUUGAAUGUGAAGAACUCUUCAGUUCUUUGUAAGUUUUUGCUUUGAAACAUCUCUAAGUUCCCAAAGUCAAAGCUGUUAUUUUCUGUUACAAGCAGCACUUUGUACAGUUUGUCAAAAACAUUUUUGAGUUAUUUUGUAAUAUUUUCAAUAAAAUAUGUAUCUUUUGUGAACUGUUA
Oryzias melastigma (Indian medaka) is the source of this 5457-nucleotide messenger RNA. RefSeq names its product protocadherin 12 (gene pcdh12). Gene Ontology annotation, molecular function: calcium ion binding. Lineage: Eukaryota; Metazoa; Chordata; Actinopteri; Beloniformes; Adrianichthyidae. The record is from RefSeq and is a predicted model, not a curated record. The coding region runs from base 318 to 3833 and encodes 1171 amino acids. The transcript is spliced from 5 exons. Gene Ontology annotation, cellular component: plasma membrane. Gene Ontology annotation, biological process: homophilic cell-cell adhesion.